CGUAUACUCACUCUUGUCUACAUAAAGUCCAGUAUCAUUGCGAUUCUAAGUAGAAACACACGACUAGGUAAGUGCUUCCAGUAACGACUAAGAUACGAAAUAUUUGGACUUUUCAAAUCGCCUAUAUUUAAGAGCUUAACAGGCUUCUGCUAAAUAUUAAUUUAGGAAGAUAAAUUCAUCAAUCUUAAGGUACUUUUGAAGAUUAACAAUAGUAAAUUGUAAAAUAAAUAUUAAUAAUUUAAAAAUUAUCUGCGCGAAAUUGACCAUUAUUUCAAUGGAACUAUGCAUUUUUAUAUAUUUAAUCAUGAUAGUGAGUCUAUUUGUAUAUUCCCAUAGCUAGAAAUGUUAGGCAUCCUUAACUGCCAAAAUUAUUUUAUAAACAAUUAUCUAUUUUCCAAUUUAACUUGAGUCAUAGAUUAUAUUUAAAAGCAUACUUUAGUUAAUUUAAAAACUUAAUUAAUGUUAAGUACUCGUAAAAAUACAAAAAUUAAUAAGAAAAUAAUGAGGUAAUUAGAUGAUGUCAUUUACUUAAUAUUUGCAAAAAUUAAUAGAUUUAUCAUGCCUAUAAUUAUCUAAUUGUUACUGUUAUGAGUUGAUAAUGCUAUUUAAAAAUAUCGUUACUAAUCACUCCAAUUCUAACCUUUCACCCUAAACUUGGUUUGAUAACAACAAACACAUUUUACUACAACCGACUCUAGUGAACGGACCGUUUUCAUAUUUCGUAUUACUGUUAAGUAUUAAAUGUAAUAUAGUAUUAAAUAAAAAGUUUAAUAAAAUAUUUUAAAAUACUUUCCGAAAUGAAUUCCAUUAGAGUGUUCGCGAGAAAUAUGAGCAAAGUUAAGAAGUGGAAUCCGUUGAAAAAAGUUGGUAUUGUCGGCGUGCCGUUUGAAAAAGGACAGACGAAAUAUGGAGUCAGCGUCGCCCCAGCAGCUUUAAGAGCAGCGGGACUAAUUGAGGAACUAUCACAAAUAGAGGGUCUCGACGUAAAGGAUUAUGGAGACGUCGAAGUGGUAGGCGGAGAUACCUCUCAAAUGGUAGACAACAUGGUUCACUUGCAGCAGGUGUCCAUCUGCAACAAAAAAGUAUCAGAGAAAGUCUCGCAGAUAUUGAAGGACGACCGCGUCGCUGUCACUAUUGGUGGCGAUCAUUCCAUAGGAGUAGGAACUGUAGACGGCCAUUAUAAUACGAACAAAGACAUGAUCCUCAUAUGGGUGGAUGCGCAUGCAGACAUUAACACCAACAAGACUUCAGAAUCGGGUUCAGUGCAUGGCAUGCCUGUUGCUCUACUGGUCAAAGAACUAUCAGACUAUUGGCCUUAUCUUCCCACUAUGGAUUGGCAAGUGCCUAAAUUCUCAAUCAAAAGUCUUGGUUAUAUGGGCUUACGGUCAGUGGAUCCGUAUGAAAGAUUGGCUAUAGAAAAAUAUGAAGUCCCAGCAUUUGCCAUGGAAGAUAUCGAUGAGUAAGUCAUAAUAUACUUAUAUAUUAGCCAACGUCGAAAACUGAAAGUAAGCCUACUAAAUAAUAUUGUUUAUUUCAAUGGCCAAUGAGAUUUCGCUUAACUUAAUUUACCUGCCGCCUUCCUCCUAACACCCUCUUUAAUUUCAUUAUUUUAUUUGAAAUAUAAAGUACCUAAAGUAGCCUCUUAAGAAAUAUUUAGGAAAUACUUUUAACGUUAGUAAACAGACUUUUUAUUAGAAACUUACUCAACUUAACAGUCUUAUCGUAGCUUAAUCUUUCUGAUAAAAGUUAAAUUUAUUCUUGUACUUCAUAGUAA
This is a messenger RNA of Diatraea saccharalis (sugarcane borer), 1774 nucleotides long. The record is from the annotation of a GenBank genome assembly. NCBI's taxonomy places the organism in Eukaryota, Metazoa, Arthropoda, Insecta, Lepidoptera, Crambidae.